Molecule: messenger RNA, 918 nt
Organism: Rotaria socialis
Lineage: Eukaryota; Metazoa; Rotifera; Eurotatoria; Philodinida; Philodinidae
Source: the annotation of a GenBank genome assembly
AUGACAACCAUCACAUAUCCUGAUAUAACACAUAAAAAAUCAGUUCCAGAAAAAUUCAAUCCCAAUAGUUAUCGAGUAUUAUCCGAAGAUAUUCCUGAACAUCACAGUAUUCCAUUUUGGUAUGCUCAUUCUCGUCCAUCACCACUUUACACCGAACCAGAACCUAAUCAAUUACCUGUACAAGCAUCGGAACCACGAAAUAAUCCACAUGCUGCACGUAAAGUUGAUAUGGUUUAUUCCAAUGCUUCAAGUUUUAAUGCUCCAUUCGGUAUUGUCAAAACUGAUAAUGUUAAAAAUGAAGAAACACGUUGGUGGGAUUGGUCAGAACCAAAAGCUGAACCAUAUGGACCUGCAGCAAAAAGUCACGAUGAAUGGACAAAAGUAAAAGAGAGUUCAUAUCGAAAUGCAUUUAAUAUUACUGGACAAGCAGGACCAUAUGCAAAGAAAAAUUCACGUUAUUCAGCUAAUCCAGAACAUAUACGUACAGUAGGCAUUGUACCUGUGACGGAUUUAAAACCUGAAAAUCUUGGACCCGUCAAUCAAACACUUGUUGAAAAAGUAUCAUUUGAACAACAGUAUGAUAGUCGAAAUACAGCAAAUUAUCCUCUUCGUGGAAGACGACAUGGUGCUUUUGUCAUCGAAGAAAAAAAGCCCGAAUUCGAUCGAUCUAAACAAUCUGAUUUCACAUCAACAGCACCUAUUGAACCAACGGCAAGUAUGUGGGAUUUACUUCAUCCAAGUGAACAUUUUCGUGGACAAAUGGAAAGUAAUCCAUAUAAAUAUCGUCGUCCAUUACCACAAAUACAACGUACAUCAGACUACGGUCAAGUUUGGCAAACUGCUCCAUAUGCCAAUGAUUUUCUGAAUGAACGAUGUUAUCAACAACCACCUGUUAUAAAACAAGUCAAUCUUGAUUGA